AAUUUCUCAUUUCACUCUUCAAUUGUUUGGCUCCUUCUAGUUCCUUAGGGUCUCUCUGGCCUUCAAGUGGGUCUCUCCGGUGGUCUCCUUUUGGUUCCUUACAGUCUCUUCGGCCUUCAAGUGGGUCUCUCCGGUGGUCUGUCCGGCGCUUACCUCUUCCAAGUUCGCCUCUCUUCGCAACCACCGUGUCCCGUGGCGGUGACCCCUUCUCAACCAAUUGAUGCUGGUAGCUUUCAAAGCUGAUUUUUGCAACUAAGGGAGCUUUUUCAUUUAAGUGAUAUAGGAACCUGGUUGCUUGGACCAGAAGGAGAGGUUCUGUUAAAUCCUGGACCAGCAUGGCUACCCAGACAAUAGCUGAAACUGCACAGAAAAUUGUCACCCCUGAAACCCUCCGGUAUGCAGCCAAACAAUCCCAACGUUGCCUUGUUGUCCCUGUCCCUCUUCGCCGUGCCAUUAAAAAGUACCUUCAAGAGCAGGAGGAGCCAUAUAUGAAGAGGAAAGUCUUGAGAUUGUCUCAAUCGUUCAAGGAAAUCAAGGAUGUCAAUCUACAGCUGGCAACCACUACAUCGAAGGAGAUAGUUGAAGACCCUUUAAAGUCUCUUGAACAAUCAAAACGUUGGAAGAUUAAGAGCUCUUAUGGCGAUAUUGGUCUCACGUAUAGAGAGGAUGAGACAAUUGCUUAUGUGGCUUCUAGAAUGCCUGCGGUGUACUCCGCUUGUUAUAGAGUACUUAAAGAGGUUCGUAGAAGGCUUCCUGGUUUCUCCCCAGCUAAGGUAUUGGAUUUUGGUGCCGGGACGGGUUCAGCUUUCUGGGCACUGCAAGAAGUUUGGCCAAAAUCUUUAGAGAAAGUUAAUUUAAUAGAACCAUCACAGUCAAUGCAGCGUGCGGGUCGAAGCCUCAUACAAGGUCUCAAGAACUUGCCACUUAUUCAUAGCUAUGAUAGCAUUCAAGCACUUUCUAAAAGUAUCGGUAAAUCAGAGAGGGGGCAUGAUCUCGUAAUUGCUUCCUAUGUGCUUGGAGAGAUCCCGUCACUAAAGGAUCGAAUUACCAUAGUUCGCCAGCUUUGGGAUCUAACAAAGGAUGUUCUGGUUUUGGUUGAACCUGGAACACCUCAUGGCUCUAAUAUUAUAGCUCAGAUGAGAUCUCACAUACUAUGGAUGGAAGAAAGAAAAUACCGUAAAUAUUCUCAUAAGAACAAUGAAGUUUGCAAAGAUUUGAUGACUCAGAAGGCUGGUGCUUUUGUAGUUGCUCCUUGUCCUCAUGAUGGGACUUGUCCACUGGUCAAAUCUGGAAAAUAUUGUCAUUUUGUUCAGCGCUUGGAAAGAACAUCAUCACAACGUGCCUACAAGCGUUCAAAGGGUGAACCUUUACGUGGCUUUGAAGAUGAGAAAUUUUCCUAUGUUGCUUUCAGACGAGGACAAAGACCGAGGGAACCUUGGCCCCUUGAUGGUGUGAAAUUUGAGACUCUUAAGGAACAACAUGCAAAAAGAAAUCCCGAGGAUCUUGAAAUCGACUACGAGGACUGGUUGAAGUUGCAACAAGCUGAUGAUGCUCCUCGUGAAGCAGUAAAUGCAGUAACUUAUGAUUCUGAUGCUUUGGAAGCUGAUGAUGAUGCUGAUGCUGAUGAUGAUAAUGAAGAGGACAACGAAGAGGAAGAAGAAACAGCUAGUGCUGAUCUUGGAGGUGGCUGGGGCAGAAUUGUGUUCAUGCCUGUCAGAAGGGGUAGACAGGUCACAAUGAAUGUGUGUAGAUCCACCAAAAGGGAUGCCUCAGAGGGUUCAUAUGACCGUAUUGUUGUAACACAGAGCAAGAAUCCUACCUUGCAUCAUCAGGCAAAAAGAUCUAUUUGGGGUGACCUAUGGCCUUUUUGAAGCAAAACAAUGUGUGGUGUUAAUUUAUUUUGUCAUUUCCUCUGCCUCUCAUUUAUGUACCAAUAUUUAAGGGCUAUGCCUUAUAAAUUGAGGAAAAGAAAU
Molecule: messenger RNA, 1973 nt
Organism: Gastrolobium bilobum
Lineage: Eukaryota; Viridiplantae; Streptophyta; Magnoliopsida; Fabales; Fabaceae
Exons: 14
Coding region: 336-1871 (511 amino acids)
Biological process (GO): translation
Cellular component (GO): mitochondrial small ribosomal subunit
Molecular function (GO): methyltransferase activity; structural constituent of ribosome
Source: RefSeq, a predicted model, not a curated record